CUCAACUGUCAACACAAGCACUAGCAAAACACAGAAGCAAGAAAAUUCCUAUCAGUUGUUCGCCGCCAUGGAUGAUGGAGGAGCAGAAAACCAUGAGAAGCUCCUGCACAAGUCGAGCACCGGAAACGGGACUACAUCGACAGAUCCCAAUGAUUACACCAUCAUCAAAGAAGGAGAAGCAGAGAUUCUUAUGCACGCCAGAAACGAAGUCUUCUUUAACAAAGCCCAGGUUAACAACAGAGACCUAUCCAUUGCUGUCCUGAGGACAUUUAUAUCCAAACGCAAGGAAGAGCAUGCAGAAAUGUUGGCGAAAAGGAAUAAAGCAGCACGUAAAGCAUCAGAAGAUGCUCAUUCUGGACCUGUAGAAGAAGAAAAAGAAGAAGCACAGACCAUGCAUGAUUCUGGAAAACCAAAUGGAGAAUGUGAAGUUCAUAUGGAUCCAUCUCAAAAUGAAUCAUGUGACAUCUCACCAGAACCUUUUAAGACCACAGAGGGUAAAGCCCCAGAGGAACCAAAGCCACUAAGAGUGCUGGAGGCAUUGGCUGCCUCUGGGUUAAGAGCUCUGCGAUAUGCAUGUGAAGUGGAAGGAAUUGGUAAAGUUGUGGCCCUAGACAAUGAUAAAGCAUCUGUUGAAGCUUGCAAAAGAAACAUAAAAUACAAUGGUUCAGUCGCCUUGUCAAAGGUGGAGUCUCAUCUUGCUGAUGCUCGUGUUUUUAUGCUCACGCACCUGAAAGAAUUUGAUAUGGUUGAUCUUGAUCCUUAUGGUUCACCUUCUGUGUUCUUGGACUCUGCGGUUCAAUCUGUUGUUGAUGGAGGCAUGUUGAUGUGCACAGCUACUGAUAUGGCAGUACUCUGCGGGGGCAAUGGGGAGGUCUGCUACUCCAAAUAUGGCUCUUAUCCACUCAAAGGAAAAUAUUGCCAUGAAAUGGCAUUGAGGAUCCUUCUUGCAUGCAUUGAGAGCCAUGCAAAUCGCUAUAAACGAUACAUUGUUCCUGUCCUCUCUGUACAAAUGGAUUUUUAUGUGCGAGUCUUUGUUCGCAUAUUCACUUCUGCAAGUGCAAUGAAGAACACGCCUCUUAAGCUCUCGUAUGUUUAUCAGUGCAUUGGCUGUGACUCUUUCCAUCUGCAGUGCCUUGGAAGGACAGUGGAAAAGAAUAAAAGUGUCAGAUAUUUACCGGGAUUUGGUCCUGUAGUCCCUCAAGAGUGCAACCAUUGCAGGAAGAAGUUUAAUAUGGGUGGUCCCAUAUGGUCUGCUCCAAUCCAUGAUCAAGAAUGGGUUGCUUCUAUAUUAGCAAAUGUUAAAUCUAUGAAGAGUCGUUAUCCUGCUUAUGAUCGGAUCUCUGCCGUACUUGCAACAAUAUCAGAGGAAUUGCCGGAUGUUCCUCUUUUUGUGAGUUUGCACAGCCUCUGUGCAACAUUAAAAUGCACUUCACCUUCAGCAGUUAUGUUCCGCUCAGCGGUGAUUAAUGGUGGAUAUCGUAUUUCUGGAACUCAUGUCAAUCCAUUAGGGCUCAAGUCAGAUGCUCCCAUGGAUGUUAUUUGGGAUAUCAUGCGCUGCUGGGUCAAGAAUCAUCCAGUGAAAGCUCAGUCACCUGAUCAAUCUGGAAGUGUGAUCCUUGCCAAGGAACCUACUUUGCAAGCUAAUUUUGCUCGCGCAGUUGCUUCCCUUAGCAAGGCACAAGCUAAGAAGGUAGCACGCUUCCUUCCAAAUCCUGAAAGGCAUUGGGGCCCAAAACUUAGGGCAGGUCGUCAUAUCACAAGCAAGCAUGCAUCUUUGUUGGGUCCUGAAGCAGUUAAUAACUCUAUUAACCAUGAACGAGAUGAAUGUAAUGCUAAGCGCCAGAAGACAGAUAAUUCUACCUCAUCUCCUUCAUGAGCAGGUUGACCUCCCAUAACUUUUUAUACAUCUAUAGAGUCUGUCUGGGCAUGUGAUUCUUUGCGCCAGCAGCAACAAUUCCUUUCAUGUGAGAGAGGUUGAAGUGGCAUUUCCCAGGUAAAUGGCUUGGGGGAGGAAGUUUUGCCAUGGAGCA
Messenger RNA from Telopea speciosissima, 2030 nucleotides. Its product is annotated as probable tRNA (guanine(26)-N(2))-dimethyltransferase 2. The record is from RefSeq and is a predicted model, not a curated record. Gene Ontology annotation, cellular component: nucleus. Gene Ontology annotation, biological process: tRNA N2-guanine methylation. Lineage: Eukaryota; Viridiplantae; Streptophyta; Magnoliopsida; Proteales; Proteaceae. Gene Ontology annotation, molecular function: RNA binding. The transcript is spliced from 12 exons. Bases 68 to 1876 code for a protein of 602 amino acids.